Molecule: messenger RNA, 432 nt
Organism: Lactuca saligna
Lineage: Eukaryota; Viridiplantae; Streptophyta; Magnoliopsida; Asterales; Asteraceae
Source: the annotation of a GenBank genome assembly
AUGAUAAAGUCAACACAUCCUGACCUUGAGAGUAAGAUUUCUGAUAUGCGGAUUUUGGAUCAUAACCCAAAUAAGCAGGUUGUCCUCAUGGCAAACUUGUGUGUGGUUUCUGGGCAUGUUGAAACAGAAAGUGAGGCUUUUGUGUCACAAUUACAAUGUAUCCGUGGCAGAGGUAGGAAGUUGGAGAGGACGAUUUUUUCCUUUUUGGAGCAACAACAGACGAAGUUCCAAAGCUCAUUGAAAUCGGAUCCUCAAUAUCAAGAGGCCAAAGAAUUCAUAAGAUCAAAGGCAUUUCGAAGCUAUGACUACAACCCACUUCUUGAUUCUCUUAAAGAGAACUCAGGGUAUGGGCGUGGGGACUACUUUCUUGUUGGACAUGACUUCCCAACCUACAUAGACAUUCAAGCCAAAGUAGAUGAAGCAUAUACGUAA